GGUCUGCUUUAGGAAAAUCGGGUACUAUGGUUGGUUCUCAUCCUAUUAGGGUUCUUAUUUCCAAAACAGCGAUCACGCCUGUUAACCCAUAUUUCCUUCCAAAGUCUGAGGACGAGCGAGAGAAGUGUGCAAGGACUGUUUAUUGUACUAACAUUGGCAAGAUGGUCACUCAAACGGAAUUGGAAGAUUUCUUUAAAACAGCUUGUGGUGAGGUUCACCAUCUGAGGUUGCUUGGAGACUGGUACCACCAAACCAGCAUUGCUUUUGUCGAAUUUAGUCUGGCAGAAAGUGCAGUUUCUGCUCUUAAUUGCAGUGGUAUUGUCUUGGGAGGGCUUCCAAUAAGCUGAGCUUACAAAAAAACAAAAUAAGGUUAGUUAAUAAUACUUACUUAUCACUGUGAGAUUAAUAUUUGCUUUGUCUAUGUACGUGUGUGAAGGGUAAGCCCGUCAAAGACGCCAGUAAGGCCACACCGCUCUGAUGAUGUUAACUAAAAGCUAAUCACUCUGAGAUUCUGUUGUUCGGCAGGCUGCUCGGGUAUCUUUGAACUAUGAACUAUCAGUAACUUAGGCUAAUCUUUCUUCUUCUUCUUCUAUAAAUUUAGAACCAAACUGAUCUGUUUUUUUUCUUUUUUCUUUUUCAAUUAUUUUAAUCUCUGGGAACAUCUUUUUGGUUAUCUUUAUAUAUGGAUCAUUUUAAGACCU
This is a messenger RNA of Camelina sativa (false flax), 701 nucleotides long. NCBI's taxonomy places the organism in Eukaryota, Viridiplantae, Streptophyta, Magnoliopsida, Brassicales, Brassicaceae. The record is from RefSeq and is a predicted model, not a curated record.